AUGGAUCUAGAUUUCGACGAUCUAGCCUCGGAUCAUGCUGCACCAGCAGCUAGAGCUGGUGGAAGGUUUAAACCGAAAGGUAGACCACAGCCAAAGAAGAAGCCAGUCUCUCUUUCAACACUCCCUGCCAAAGAAAAACUCUCAACACAAGGCGAAGAUCCGGUUUCUCUAGACGGAUCAUCCGCUAAUCCCAACAAGGCUUCAACUUCCGAGACUGUUGUGGUUGAGAGUGAAACCAUUGACCAAUCUACCAUUCCAACAUUAUCGGAAAAGAAUGUAGAUGUGUUUUCAGGAAGGGUUAGUAUGUCUAUGGAACAUUCUGUUCUUCGUGCUUGUACUAAUGUGGGUUUGGAAGAAAAGGGAUGUGGUGAUGAUCCCAUAACACAAGAUUCUGCAGUGUUUAGAGAUUUUGCUGCUCCUGCAACGGAUGAAGAUACACAUGUUCAAACUGAAAGGAUGCAAACAGGGGAAGAAGAGUCUCCUUUGGACAUGGAAAGUCUUGAUAUUGUACAGGAGGAAGGCAUCACCAGUAGUCCAUACGAGAAACAUACUGGAAAGUUCCAACCAAAGCCUAGACUGCUCGACACUGUGAUUGAAGAACCUGAGUCUCAUUACUCUGUUGAUGAUACUGGUUUUUAUUCAAUGGGUACUAACGAGUCUGAGUUUACAAUCAAUGAGGAGUCAAGAAACAAUGUCAAUAAGAAUACUCCAAACUAUGGAGAGCUUCAAGAGGAAGAACGCAGUAAUCCUCAAGUCCCCAGAGAAAUGGUUCCUGAGAUGGAGGCGCCAAAUGCUUCUGGCGAAGAACAGGUUGUCUCGCCUAGCACAAACAAUACAGUUUUAGGAGAAGAAGAAAAUGGUUUAGGGAACACAGUAGAAGAAGCACCAAAACAAAGAAAACUAGGUAAAAAGGGAAACCCUAGGGGAAGAAAGCGGAAAACCCCCACCAGUGAAGAAGAACCAAAAAAGUCUAAGGAGAAGCAACCAAAGGAGAAGAAGUUCAAGCAUUCAGGUCGUCGACAGAGAAAAAGAACAUUGGAUAAGGAAUUGCUUGAAACCCCGGAUGACGAAAUCAGAUUUCUGCCUAUUAAAGAUAUGCUUCGCCUUGUUGAAUAUAAAGAAUGGUUGGAGAAAAAGGAAGCAAAGGGAGCUGCUCCUGUUGUGCCGCCUACCCAAGAAAGUGAUAUGAACGCAUCGGAAAACCAGGAUUAUUCUCAUCAAGGUUUUGACGCAGAAGAUGAUUUUGGUAUGGAGGAGAGCGAAUAUCAAGAAACUAAUUUAGUUAAACCGGACUCGCCGGUUAACUAUCAAACGUACAUGAACAAGACUCCGAGAUCACGAUGGUCAAAGGAAGAUACAGAACUCUUCUAUGAGGGAAUUCAAGAGUUUGGGAGCAAUCUAUCGAUGGUACAACAACUGUUUCCUGAUAGAACGCGUCAACAGAUCAAGCUCAAGUUCAAAUUGGAAGAACGCAGGAAUCCACUGAAGAUCAACGAUGCAUUAUCAAGUCGCUCGAAACAUCUUACGCAUUUCAAGACUGUGAUUAAGAAGCUUCAACAAGAAGCCGCGGCUGCAAGAGAAGGCGAAGAAGAAGAAGAAGGAGAAGAAAGAGAAGACAUAGCUGGGGAAGAGGCACAAACAACUACUGAUGUUCCUGAUAAUGAGGAGCCGAUGAAGUCUGACGAGACUGAGCGAGCUGGUGAUGGAGUAGCUGGAGUCAAGGAAUCGGACGGUGUGGAUGUUGAGAAUGGCGUGAGAUCGGACGGUGGAAAUGAAUGUGACGAUGAGGAAGAUGAUGAUGAUUUCUGGAAUUCUUAUAAAAGUGAAAUGUAA
Molecule: messenger RNA, 1833 nt
Organism: Microthlaspi erraticum
Lineage: Eukaryota; Viridiplantae; Streptophyta; Magnoliopsida; Brassicales; Brassicaceae
Source: the annotation of a GenBank genome assembly